Sorex fumeus (smoky shrew) is the source of this 678-nucleotide messenger RNA. It is a transcript of the gene CCL5, whose product is annotated as C-C motif chemokine ligand 5. Bases 50 to 325 code for a protein of 91 amino acids. The transcript has 3 exons. Gene Ontology annotation, molecular function: chemokine activity; CCR chemokine receptor binding. The record is from RefSeq and is a predicted model, not a curated record. Lineage: Eukaryota; Metazoa; Chordata; Mammalia; Eulipotyphla; Soricidae. Gene Ontology annotation, cellular component: extracellular region. Gene Ontology annotation, biological process: neutrophil chemotaxis; G protein-coupled receptor signaling pathway; positive regulation of ERK1 and ERK2 cascade.
GAGAACCUGAGACAGCAAGUGAGCGUGCCAGCUCAGAAGCCCAAGCACCAUGCAGGGGUCCACCGCUGCCCUCGCCCUCGUGCUGGCCACCGCAGCCCUGUGCGCACCUGCGUCCGCCUCCCCACAUGCCUCGGACACCACGCCCUGCUGCUUCUCCUACAUCGGCCGCUCCGUGCCACGGGCCCACAUCCAGGAAUAUUUCUACACCAGCAGCAAGUGCUCCAUGCCGGCAGUCGUUUUUAUCACACGAAAGAAACGCCAGGUGUGUGCCAACCCAGAGGACAGAUGGGUGCGGAAGUACAUCAACUCUAUGGAGAUGAACUAGGACAAAGGACACCUGGAACCUGAACUUGGAUGCACCCUUCCAUUGCUUCUUUCUCCUGAAGAGUCUGAGAGGCUUCUCCUGCAGCAGCAGCAGCAACCACCACCACUACCCCAUCAGCAAUACUUCCUCCUGUUGGACACAGCUUCCACCCUAAACAGCAGCUAGGAAACCCUCUAGCAGCACCCCAUGCUCUGCCUGAAGCAGUAAGGCCCUGGCUCCAGGCCCUCUACAUGGCCUAGACCCUGCCCUCAGCAUACCUUUUGCCUCUUGAGGCAAAGGAGAGAAAACUGGGCCAUUAUAUUAAAGCAAUAAAACCAAAGCUCUCACUGAGAUCCCUCGCUGGUCGGGGCUGA